AACCCAAAGACAAAACAAACAAGCUACACAAACUAAGUCCCUUUGUCGAUGAGUACGGUGUGCUCAGGGUUGGAGGACGUUUGACAAGAUCUGCCCUUCAUCCACAUGUAAAGCAUCCUGCCAUUGUACCUAAGGCAAGUCAUGUGUCUUCUUUACUCAUCAAGCACUACCAUGAAAAGGUGCAUCAUCAAGGAAGAGGAAUAACUGUCAAUGAAUUGCGAUCCAAUGGUAUAUGGGUUACAGGUUGCAGCAGCGCAGUUGCCUCGCACAUCUACAAAUGCACAACAUGCAGAAAGUAUAGAAGGAACACACAGGAACCAAAGAUGGCAGACUUGCCAGACGAGAGACUGGAAAUGACCCCUCCAUUCACAUAUUGUGGUAUAGAUUGCUUCGGACCAUUCUAUGUGAAAGAAGCGAGAAAGGAACUGAAAAGAUAUGGUCUUCUUUUCACUUGUAUGUGUUCUAGAGCCAUACAUGUUGAAAUGCUUGAUGAUCUCACUACAGAUGCUUUCAUCAAUGCACUGCGUGCAUUCAUUGCAAUACGUGGAAAUGUAAGACAGUUGAGAUGUGAUCAAGGCACCAACUUUGUUGGCGCUAAAGGAGAGUUCAUGAAUGCAAUGAAGGACCUGGAUCAUGAACAGGUAAAGGAACAUGGAUGUGAGUUUGUUAUGAACUUCCCAGCAUCAAGUCACAUGGGAGGUGUAUGGGAGAGACAAAUUAGGACCAUCAGAAGCGUUCUAACAGCGAUCCUUGACCAAUCUGCUAAAAGACUUGACAGUGCAUCACUUAGAACCUUCCUGUAUGAAGUGAUGGCUAUCGUAAAUAGCAGACCUCUGACAACAGAGCACUUAAAUGAUCCAACAAGUCUUGAACCUCUCACUCCCAACCAUAUCCUCAUGAUGAAGUCAAAGAUAACAACUCCCCCUCCUGGUCAGUUUGUGAGUCAGGAUCUCUACCUCCGCAAGAGAUGGCGACAGGUACAGUUAUUGGCAAACGAAUUCUGGACACGGUGGAAGAAGGAGUACCUCCUUAAUCUUCAGCAAAGACAAAUAUGGCAAAAGGAUAAGAGAAAUACGAAGGUUAAUGACAUUGUCAUCCUACAAGAGGACUGCUCUCCACGAAAUCAAUGGAGAUUAGCAAGAGUAGCACAGGUGUACCCUAGCACUGAUGGAAGAGUCAGAAAGGUAAAACUGUUAAUUAGUGACUCAACCUUAGAUAACCAGGGAAAACGCACUACAAAGCCAGUCUAUCUUGACAGGCCUGUAUACAAGACAGUUUUACUGCUUGAAGCAUAA
Molecule: messenger RNA, 1295 nt
Organism: Coregonus clupeaformis (lake whitefish)
Lineage: Eukaryota; Metazoa; Chordata; Actinopteri; Salmoniformes; Salmonidae
Exons: 2
Coding region: 324-1295 (323 amino acids)
Biological process (GO): DNA integration
Molecular function (GO): nucleic acid binding
Source: RefSeq, a predicted model, not a curated record